AUAAUGCCCAGCUGUAUUUUGAAGGGUUGUAUGGUUGUUUGGCUGACGGGUCUGGUUUGGGUUUAACGUUGUGUGCGGAUGCAAUGCUCUGGCAGCCUGUCGUCAUUCUGAAAACUGUUUAACGUUAGUAAAGUGUUGUCAUUUAGUUAGACUGCGAUAUAACGUUAACUCAGAGGGAACAUCAGUGGGUGAUGUUAGUAACGCUGUUGUUAACCGACAGUAACGCAUUAAAACAGGCUAAGACAUCCGUAAAUAUUUCCAUAGCUAGCCUCCACCUUGCUAACAUCAAUACAGUUAGGAUAGCUAACGUUAGCUUGGCUAAUCAACAUGUUGAAGACUGUCAUACUCAUUGGAGGUCCGCAGAAAGGAACUCGGUUUCGGCCGCUGUCGUUUGAAGUCCCGAAACCAUUGUUUCCAGUGGCAGGCGUGCCAAUGUUGCAGCAUCACAUAGAGGCGUGUGCAAAGAUACCAAACAUGAAAGAGAUCCUGCUUAUUGGAUUUUACCAGCCAAACGAGGAGCUCAAUCGAUUCCUGAUGUGUGCUCAACAGGACUUUAAAGUUUCUAUCAGAUAUUUGCAGGAGUAUGCAGCUCUGGGCACAGGUGGAGGCAUCUAUCACUUCAGAGAUCAGAUCCUGUCUGGAGCUCCAGAGGCUUUCUUUGUCAUGAAUGCUGAUGUGUGUUCAGAGUUUCCACUUCCUGAGAUGCUGGCAUUUCAGAAAGAGCAUGGAGAUACAUACAGCUUUGUCAUUCUUGGGACUACUGCCAACAGAAAACAGUCCAUGAACUAUGGAUGCAUUGUGGAAAACCAGCAAACAAACGAGGUUUUGCAUUAUGUGGAGAAGCCCAGCACGUUUGUCAGUGAUAUCAUAAACUGUGGGAUAUAUCUGUUCACACCAGACAUAUUCCAGCACAUCGGAACCGUCUUCCAGAAGAACCAGCAGGACAUGCUUUUAUAUGCCGAUGAGGGGGACGAGCAGUCGAACGGCUGGCAUCGGGCCGAGGUGAUCCGUCUGGAGCAGGACAUCUUCACGGCGCUGGCAGGCCAGGGCAAACUCUACGUUUACAAGACCCACCGCUUCUGGAGUCAGAUCAAAUCAGCUGGGUCUGCAAUAUAUGCCAGUCGACUGUAUCUUAACCAGUACCAUCAAACACAUCCAGAGAGGCUGGCCACAAAUAAAGAUGGAGGGCCAAAGAUAAGUGGAAAUGUUUACAUUCAUCCAACAGCUAAUAUUGAUCCGACAGCAGUGCUUGGACCUAACGUAUCCAUAGGGACCGAUGUAACCAUAGGAGCAGGAGUGCGUGUGAGAGAAUCCAUCAUCCUCCAUGGGGCCACAUUACAGGAUCACAGUUGUGUACUGAACAGCAUUGUAGGAUGGGAUAGUACUAUAGGAAAGUGGUCAAGAGUGGAGGGCACACCCAGCGACCCAAACCCAAAUGACCCUUAUGCUAAAAUAGACAGUGAAACUCUCUUCAGGGAUGGAAAACUCACUCCAUCAAUAACCAUUCUGGGUUGCAAUGUGAAUAUCCCAUCUGAAGUUAUCAUACUGAACUCUAUCGUCCUUCCUCAUAAAGAUCUGAAUAGGAGUUUCAAAAAUCAAAUCAUUCUUUAGUGAACUUUCUUUUUUCCAGUUUAAUGGAAUAUGUGAUUACUAUUGGCUUAUUAUUUUGCUUAAGUUACAGGGAUUAUUACAUCAGAAUGUGAUGUCUGAAGCAGAAUGUGAUAUAAUGCAGUUUCUGGUAGACAUUGCACUCAAAGUUUACCUCAUGGAAGUUGUGAAGGCACUGGGAAGGUGCAACAAUGGUUUGUGUAGAUGGAGAGAAUCGGGCUACUCAAGAAAUGGAUGUGACUGUUCAGUAUUGGCAUGUGAAAUUGGAACCUUUUUACACUACCGUUUAGUUAUUAACACACUUCGGGUAGCCCUGGCAAAAAAAAAAAAAAGUUGGUCGAGAUAAACCACUGAUGGGGGUGACACAGCAUAAUGUUGGGGAAUUGUCAUUCAGUCAGCCUCUUAACAAGUUCGUAUCACUCUGGCAGUGUUCAAUGGUGUCUGUGAUGAAUCUGUUGAACUUAAUCAGAUUUCAUUGUGUAUUAGGUCAUUUAUAUGUUGAAAGCUGUUGAAUUUUUUUUUUUGACCUGCAGUGUAAAAUAAACUAAGCUACCUGAGUGCCAAGAGACUUAAAGUUAA
Messenger RNA from Alosa sapidissima (American shad), 2187 nucleotides. RefSeq names its product GDP-mannose pyrophosphorylase Aa (gene gmppaa). Gene Ontology annotation, biological process: biosynthetic process. Gene Ontology annotation, molecular function: transferase activity. NCBI's taxonomy places the organism in Eukaryota, Metazoa, Chordata, Actinopteri, Clupeiformes, Clupeidae. The coding region runs from base 328 to 1611 and encodes 427 amino acids. The transcript is spliced from 13 exons. Gene Ontology annotation, cellular component: cytoplasm. The record is from RefSeq and is a predicted model, not a curated record.